Molecule: messenger RNA, 1214 nt
Organism: Cucurbita moschata (crookneck pumpkin)
Lineage: Eukaryota; Viridiplantae; Streptophyta; Magnoliopsida; Cucurbitales; Cucurbitaceae
Product: trafficking protein particle complex subunit 1-like
Exons: 6
Coding region: 284-793 (169 amino acids)
Biological process (GO): endoplasmic reticulum to Golgi vesicle-mediated transport
Cellular component (GO): TRAPP complex
Source: RefSeq, a predicted model, not a curated record
UCAGUGUCGACUUGGCGCGCAGCGACUGAUUACUAGAGAGCGAUUAUCAUAUCAUCGGAGGAGUCUUUGGCGCCGUGAAGCUCCGAUCUUCUGCCGUUGUCGCCGGUAAUCAUUGCUUGACCGAUUAAGAAUUUGAUCAUUGUAUCCAUCGCAGCCUCUUUUCUGCCACCUUUGCUCUCAGAGGUUUCAUCUUUCUCGACUCCGUUGAUUCUCCUUCUUGAAUUUGUCACUGUCCAGCUCCAUCACGAACUCUCUCCAGUCUAGAGAAAACGAGUCAGGAACCAUGCAGUUCUUUGGUGGGUCAGAGAUUAGCCCUUCGCCUCCGGUCCCAACAGCAACUGGAAAUAAUGUGCAUAUGAUGUAUAUUUUCAAUAGGAGUGGAGUUUGCUUGUUUUACAGAGAGUGGAACCGGCCACUUCGGACAUUGAAUCCCCAGCAAGACCACAAACUUAUGUUUGGUUUGCUCUUCUCUCUCAAAUCCUUUACUGCCAAGAUGGACCCAACCAGUGCUGAUAAAGGCAAUCUUGGAGUGCCUCAGUUGCCUGGCCAAGGCUGUUCAUUUCACAGUUUUCGUACAAAUACUUACAAGCUCAGUUUUACUGAAACUCCAUCAGGGAUAAAGAUUAUCCUGGUUACCCAUCCUAGAACCGGUGAUCUAAGGGACUCAUUGAAGUACAUAUACAAUUUGUAUGUUGAAUAUGCAGUGAGAAAUCCACUCUACAGUCCAGGAACCACACUCAGGUGUGAGCUAUUCAAUACAAGUCUUGACCAAUAUGUAAGGAGCAUAUCAUAGAAAUCAAAGGUAGCUGACUGCUCUGCCAUUUUAGUUUCAUUCAAGUCGUCAUAUGCUUUCUGUCUCUUGUUGAUGAAUGAAUGCAAUUUAUUGAACAAUGGUACAGUUGCAGGCCAUUAGACCUCCUUGUCGAAAAAAUCCUACCUCUGAGUUUAUUUUUUAUUCCAUUGGUUGGACUCAAGAUAGUGCACCGGCAUGACUUAUUCAAUUUUUUUUUUUUCCUCAUCAUUUUUGUGGUGACUUAUGGUGUUGCGAUAGUGGUGGAAAGAGGUUUUUUUUUUUAAAAUAAGGAAUUCUAGUACAAAUGUUUGCUGCAAUUGCAGCUAGGUUUCUUGUUUCAUCUACUCACAUACAUACAUUAGGAGUCCUGUGUAAAAAUGUAAAGGUUUCAAAUGGGAGAAGAUUAUGUUAAAUUACCUUA